This is a messenger RNA of Paramuricea clavata, 3970 nucleotides long. The record is from the annotation of a GenBank genome assembly. NCBI's taxonomy places the organism in Eukaryota, Metazoa, Cnidaria, Anthozoa, Malacalcyonacea, Plexauridae.
AGUGUCGAAACGUUGGGUCUUGAUUACAAUUCGACUGGGCUUUGUAAUCAUAUCCAAAUUGCAUUUUGUCAUUUUGAUAGGCAGACGUCCUGGUCAACACAACUGGUGAGAAUCUUAACCUACAUUCUAACCCGUGUAGCAAAGCUCUAAGUAAUAAGGCGGGUCCGGCACUGCAAGUUGAAUGUAGCAAGAUUGGAAAACUUCAGGUUGGCCAGGUAGCUGUAACCAAGGGAGGAAAUUUGCUUUGCGACGAGGUAUACCAUGUUGUCUGUGUUCCGUGGAAUGAUGAUCAAGGAGAACAGGUAUGUUCUAAAGUCUGUAAAGCGUUACAUAUCAAACUGCUUCUUCCGUAAAUAUAAUUGUUGUGUAGUGAAAUAAUAUCCAUUGGGAGAGAUGUAGACACUUGUUUGUGAUACAAUAACUCUAAAUAGUUGAUUUGGUAUUUACCUCCAUGUAUUAGUUUUAUGCUACUUCCGCUAAUUUUAGACAUCAACGUAUGCUUAGAAAUCGUAUGAUUAAAUGUUAAUAAAUUUGACGCGUACGUUUUUCAAAAUUUGCUGUUUAGAUAUUGCGAACCAUUAUCAGAAAUUGCCUGAAAAACUGCAACUCAAAUGGAAAGAAAUCCAUCGCUCUCCCAGCAAUUGGAACAGGAACAUUGGGUUUUCCACAUGACGUUGCUGCGAAAAUAUUUUUUGAAGAAACGAAAAAAUUUGGGCGAAGAGUUUCAAGCUGUGCCAUAAAGGAAGUUAGUUUUGUCGUGUACAAUCAAGAUACCAAGUCAAUUCAAGCUUUUAAGAAUGAAUUAAAGCAGCAAGAAGAGUGGGCUAGCACUGUAUCUAUUAUGGGUGUUUCGGAUGGGUCUCAAAAAAGGUGGAGAAGAAAACCAGCUAGUACUUCAAAAAAAUCUGAAAGGAGUGUUAUGUGUAUUGAAGUCGGUGAUAAUAAAAAAGUCGAGAUUGUGAAAGGUGACAUUACAAAAGAAACAACAGAUGUUAUUGCCCACUUGACCAACCCUAGCCUGAUUAUGGGAAGUGGCGUGGCGACUGCUUUAGCCAGAGCAGGAGGGCAAGAAAUAGAACGUGAAUGCAAAAAAGAAACCAAUUCUUCAAGACGUAGGGUUGCAACAACAGUCCUAACAAGCGCAGGGCAAUUGGAUGUCAAGUAUAUUGCCCACAUGGUCGCUUCAAACGCUCCUAAUUCCAGCGAAAUCGAAAAAUGCAUCAGCGAUUGUCUGAAAGUAGUAAGCGAAGAAGAAUGUGAAAGUAUUUCAUUUCCAGCUGUUGGAACUGGUUCCUUGAAACAUGACUCGGAAAAAGCUGCCACAACAAUUUUCAAAUCCGUCAUACGCUUUCUGGAAUCAAGUUCUGGACCACUCAAGAUGAUCCGUAUCGUACUGAAGGACGAUGACCUAGUGACAGCAUUUCAAGCAUCGGCUAAGAAACUUAAUGAAGAAGGACAACCUGGAAUGUUGAAACGGCUUGUGAAUCUCUUCUGGAAAUCUGACUCAACAACUAUAACUGUGAAAGAUAAACCAUCUGCUAUCACCAAGAACCUUUUCUUAGAAAUUUACGCAAAAGAUAAUGCCACAAUCAAUCUUGCAAGGGAAGAAAUUCUAAAGAUUAUUGAGUCUCAGAAGAAGAAGGAGAGAUUAGAGGAUGACAAUAUUGGGAAACUAUCCAAGCAUCAAAUCACUGAAAUAGAACACUUAUGUGAAAUGAACGAUAUUAAAGUUACCAUUGAAAAAGAUCUGAACCGUAUUGUCGUAGUUGGACACAGUGAGGACAUUUCCAAAACGUUUACAGAAAUUUUUCAAAUUUUGAAAAGAAUUGGUGAGGCAGAAAAGGAAAAGGAGAAGGCUGCUCUGCAUGCUGACUUAGCAGAGAUAGUUUCUCAAGGAGUACAGUGGUUCUACGUAAAUCCAAGUAAUGGUGAUCAUGAAGAGUACGAUAAGCGUACCAACGCCACUAUUGAGAAAGCUUACAGCAAGAAGGAAAAAUCUGUUAUUUUCCUUUUAGAAGAUACAAAAUGUGAAAUUGUAUUCGCUAUGAUGCAAGAGACAAAUUUGGAUACAAAAGAUACGUUAAAAGUAAUCAGAAAGGAUCUUAAAGGUAUUUAAAAUGUUAUAUUCCUCAACAUGAAACUUAUAUUGGGUCAUUCAAAAAUUGAUAAAGAUCAGAAAGAUAAUUUGUGUUUUUUUUCUAUUUAUUCCUUCUCUCCUUUACAUGUUUUUGUUAUGGACGCCAUCUUGGAAAAAGGUUUUCCCAAUGUUCACAAACGUCCCUAUUUAUCCUAGCUUAAUUAUCUACUUAGAAUAAAUUAAUAUGCAAUGCCUAAUUACAUAAAUAUAUCAACAUACAUCAAUCAGGGUCGGUUGUAUGAGAGUUUAAAGUCCGUUUACACCUGCAAUUUUUGCUUCGAUUUCUGGUGCAAUUUUUCGGGCUAACAUGAUGGCGACGUGAAAUCGCCAGUGUAAACGAUUUAACUGCAAUUUCAGACUCAGUGCAACUUCACUGCGACAAGCUGCAAAUAUUUCAAUCGUGAUCGAAAUUUAUCGCAACUCGCUGCGAUUUUUAAGAAGAUGUGAACAAAAUACGAAUGUGCUACCUCUCAAUGGCAGGUGUUGGCACGUUCAAUAAGGAUUAAAGGCAUAUAUCAAAGCCUAGCAACAUAAACUUCUCAAUAUCUUAAAAACCCUUCACUUUCAUGCUGUUUCUAAAAGCAAUAUCUACUAUAUAAAGAUCUAUAAAUGCAGUUAACUGAGAAUAACAUAUGUGAAUAAGGAAGUUACCUAUUUACGAUAUGGUAUCAAGAGAAAAAAACGCGAUAACGUUAACAAUAUAAAAUCGGAGUAUUGUAGAAUACUUUUACUGCCUUAACUUUGGUCUCUGUCUUGCUACUAACUUUAGAACAAAAACAGUUGUUUGUCUCACACAAAUCAGUACCGAUUAGCUCACGGCAUUCCUUAGCAGAAAUACUGCUAGUUUCUUGUAUUCAUAGUGCACUUUGAUUUGCCGUUGCUUAUCCUACAUUAUGAUAGGUUUUGGGUAAGUUCAUGGUAGUUUUCAUGAACCGCGGUAAUGAAUUUGAAUUGUGGGGGUUGAUAUGUGUUUUUAAAAGUCAUUUAUGAGCGGCGCUUUUGGAGGUUUAACAGUGAAAUUGUUUGCCAUACAGGGAUACAUAACAAUCUCCAGAGCAUAAGCUUCACCAUUGCUUUCAAUAUUGAAUUUUAGCUGAGGCGUCUGUUCGAGUUCCUGAAUAUUGGGAAUUUCAACCACAGGAUACAAAUGGAAAAGAGUUAGCAGUACAUCUUGUCCGCCUGUACCCAAACGAUCCAAACCACAAAGAUGAAUACAAGAAUAUCAGCGAUCAUUUCCAACAAACAGCUUUUCAACAAAUCUUACAUAUUCACCGAAUCCAGAAUCCAUCAUUGUUCAAGCAAUAUCUUAUGAAGAAACAAAGUUUGGAUGAAAAAAGUGGAAGUAAUGAGAAAUUCUUGUUUCACGGUACGCGAGGUGAUAAAUUGAGCGAAAUUAAUAAACAUGGCUUGAACAGAAGUUAUGCUGGAAACACUAAUGGUAACGUAUUACAAACCAUUUUCACUUCGCAUGCUGAAAUGAAAUCGCACAUCACAAUAUACCAUCUCGAUAAUUACGUCACAAAUACUUCCUUACCUUGGGAGCCUCGCUGUCAUGAAUCAGGACGAAGGGUCGUUCUCCUGUAAUUCAUAAGAACGAGACUUCCGGGCCAUGGAGGUAUUUGUGACGUAUUGUUGGGUGUAUUAUCGAAAGAGUGAAUUAAUUUAUUUAAUAAAAUGUUAUGAAUUUCCGAUUGUCUAACUUCCUCACUUAACGAUAUUUACCGGUGACCCCGUAUGAAUUACAUGUGCCUAACACCUCGGGCAGAGUCCUACGAGGCUAUUUUUUCUUUUCUCGCUAAUAUAUUCGCUAUAGUAUAUAAAGUAGCACAAGUC